AUGAGUAACUCAAACCUCGUCGCGUGGGCAGUGCCCCGCCUGGCCCAUCUCUUGCCACUGGACGAGGAGUCGUUGACACAGAUUAUCACUUACUCUGCCGGUCUUCCAAAGGAAGAAGGUGCCGAGCAUCUCAAAAACCUCCUCGGCGACUCUCCCGCAGCCUUUGAAUUCAUCGCCUCCUUCAGCGCCCGCCGAGACCAAAACCAGACGCAACCCCCAGCUCGAGGCGGGGAAGAGCAAUCCGCAGCGGCCGACGCAUACACCACUGACAAUGUGAAUUCUGGGACAAGAGCCGGAGCCAAGAGGGGCAAAAAGGCCAAAGCGCCUCUUCACAGCGCAGGACUCGUACGCAGGCCUGAGAAUUUCGGGAAUGUGGCGGGAGGUUAUAGGAAGGAGGAUCAGGAUGAGGAUUACAUGUCAGCUGGACCGGCUCGGCAGGCGAGACAGGAUACAGCUGCUUUACGGCCAAAGGGUUCAGCAUCUUCGCUACAGGCUCCGCAUCGGCAGAACGCUUUGUCCUCGCUUGAGUCGUCCGCCGCGUCGUCACGUACGCAAUCGCCCGCGCCCCGGUCGUCGGGUACUCCUAAGAACCCACCGUCCGCAUCGGGACCGGUGCUCUCAGAUCUCCUGCCCAACGUCAAGUCGAAAGCUGCCAAGUCAUCCUCCCGACAACCGGGAGGCGGGGGCUCAUCUAAAGGAGCGCUUACAACGAACAACAUCUCCGACCUGACGGCCGCGAUUGCCGCUCUCGAAGUCUCUACGAAUCCAACCUUAGGCGGUGGCCGGCAGAAAUGCAAUUGCUACGCUACAAUCCACCCGCUCUUCGAACCGGCCCCGAACUGCCUGAACUGCGGUAAGAUCAUCUGCUCCCUCGAAGGUCUCCAGCCAUGCUCGUUCUGCGGGACGCCGCUCCUAUCAAACGAAGAAGUGCAGAGUAUGAUCCGGGAGCUGCGCGCGGAGCGCGGACAGGAGAAGAUGCGGGCUCACAAUGAAAGUGUCCACCGGGAGGGUGGGCCAGGCCCGACUCCCGUGGGAAACAGCAAGCUUGACGCGGCCAAGGCGCACCGUGAUAAGCUACUUCAGUUCCAGGCGCAGAACGCCAAACGCACGCGGGUUGUGGAUGAGGCUGCGGAUUUCGAAACGCCGAAUGUGGCGUCUACGCUGUGGAUGAGCCCGGCCCAGCGGGCGUUGGCGCUGAAGAAACAGCAGCGGAUACUCCGGGAGAUGGAGGAACAGGCGCGGCCGGAGUGGGAGAAGAAGAAGACUGUCAUGAGUUUGGAUAUCAAAGGAGGUCGCGUGACUCGAGUGUAUCAAUCUGCCCCGCCUGCGCAGUCGAGCUCGGCCGCGGAGGAGAAAGAGGAGGACGUCGAGGAUGUGUCGCACGAAGAGUCGAAACCAAGUGGCGGCGAAGCUUUCAGUCGGAACCCACUACUCGCAGCUGGCGGGCUGCUACGGCCCGUUUGGAAGGCUGCAGACAAGCAGGCAGAAGGGGCGGCUACAAAAGAACGCAAGCAGACAUGGCGGCGUGUCCAGGACGACAAUGAUGACAAUGAACAAUGGAUUCUCGAUGGUGGUUUGCACGGUUAUACCACUUAG
Messenger RNA from Aspergillus lentulus, 1596 nucleotides. RefSeq names its product C2HC5-type zinc finger protein. The record is from RefSeq and is a predicted model, not a curated record. Lineage: Eukaryota; Fungi; Ascomycota; Eurotiomycetes; Eurotiales; Aspergillaceae. Gene Ontology annotation, cellular component: nucleus; RQC-trigger complex. Gene Ontology annotation, molecular function: zinc ion binding. Gene Ontology annotation, biological process: rescue of stalled cytosolic ribosome; positive regulation of DNA-templated transcription.